Messenger RNA from Peronospora farinosa, 336 nucleotides. NCBI's taxonomy places the organism in Eukaryota, Oomycota, Peronosporomycetes, Peronosporales, Peronosporaceae. The record is from the annotation of a GenBank genome assembly.
AUGGAUGCACUCGAGAAAACAGGGAAUAAACUGGAUCAAGCUCAAUAUAUUCGCGAGGUGCUCGCUGGAUCAUGCUUGGAGCAAGCCAACCCUGCACGCACCCCAAUUGGUAAAAUUCAGGACGUCAAAGACGAGGACGAUUUGCUACCGAGUGAAAGUGAAAGUUCACGCAUAAGUCUAACCAUGAGCAAGCUCCUGUCAUUGGUUGGGAGCCUGCUGCGUCUGUCUCGAUGCACAAGACCAGACUUUGCAUUUCCGUGCACCGGGCCAGCUAGCGAGCGCAUGCACCGCGAGACAGAGAAUGGCGAUGAGAGAAACGAUUUGCUAGUUAUUUAA